ACCCCCCAGAGUGUCACUCUUAACCUCUCUCCACCGCCCACUUCAUCACCUCAUCAAAAUGCUGCCGUACAACACCAUCUCCGAGGCGGCCUCCGCCCUCGGCCGCAACCUCACCGCCGCCGAGACCCUGUGGUUCAACUACUCGGCCAACAAGUCUGAUUACGUCCUCUACUGCCACAACAUUCUCUUCCUCUUUGUCAUCUUCUCCGUCGUGCCUCUCCCACUCGUCUUCGUCGAGCUCCUCCGAUGGGCCGGGUUCGACCGCUACAAGAUCCAGCCCAAGGUCCGGUUGACCCUCCACGACAUGAUCAAGUGCUACAAGGACGUCAUGUGGAUGUUCUUCUCCGUCGUCGGCCCCCUCCAGCUCGUCUCCUACCCUUCUAUCCAGCUUAUAGGGAUUAGGAUAGGAUUGCCAUUGCCUUCUGGAUGGGAGAUGAUUUCCCAAUUGUUGGUAUAUUUCUUGGUGGAAGAUUAUACCAAUUACUGGAUCCACAGAUUUCUGCAUAACAAAUGGGGGUAUGACAAGAUCCAUCGAGUUCAUCAUGAGUACACUGCUCCCAUUGGAUAUGCAGCGCCUUAUGCGCACUGGGCGGAGAUUUUGAUUCUAGGCAUCCCGUCUUUCCUAGGGCCGGCGAUAGCGCCUGGCCACAUGAUCACAUUCUGGUCGUGGAUAGCAUUGAGGCAGAUUGAGGCCAUUGAAACACACAGCGGGUAUGACUUCCCCUGGACUCCUACAAAAUAUAUUCCAUUUUAUGGUGGUGCUGAGUAUCAUGAUUACCAUCAUUAUGUUGGAGGACUAAGCCAGAGCAAUUUUGCUUCAGUGUUCACCUACUGCGACUACAUUUAUGGGACGGACAAGGGAUAUCGAUACCAGAAGAAGAUCCUUAAAAAGUUGAAAGAGGACACAAAUGGUGUGCUAAACAAAGGGUCGUACGACACCUCAACUGUAGACCUUAAAUCUGAUUAGCUUUGAGAGACAUAGAGCUUCGGAAAUGCCCUUUCAGUAUAGCUCUCAGUGGUGAUAACUCUCAGAACCCUCUGAUUGCAAGUUGAAAUCAAUGUGCUAGGGUGGUAAAUAGAAGUGGUAGUGGCUCAGGUGCAGGUUAACUAUGAGAUUUUCAGAGUUCGUGAUUUGAGUAGCCUGGAGGGUGGUUAAGAAAAUUAGUAGAUAGUAAGGUUCAGAGUUCUGCUUGUGCUUUUGACGUAAUGUUCUAUAAUCUUAUGAACAAGUUUGUGGUUUGUGAUUUUGAAAUUGUAGUGUUAAAUGUUCCUUAGCUUGAGUCUGGCAUCAAGCAUAUGAAAUUCCCCACCUCAGUGA
Messenger RNA from Argentina anserina (silverweed cinquefoil), 1318 nucleotides. RefSeq names its product methylsterol monooxygenase 1-1-like. Gene Ontology annotation, cellular component: endoplasmic reticulum membrane. The coding region runs from base 59 to 967 and encodes 302 amino acids. The record is from RefSeq and is a predicted model, not a curated record. NCBI's taxonomy places the organism in Eukaryota, Viridiplantae, Streptophyta, Magnoliopsida, Rosales, Rosaceae. The transcript has 5 exons. Gene Ontology annotation, biological process: sterol biosynthetic process. Gene Ontology annotation, molecular function: iron ion binding; C-4 methylsterol oxidase activity.